Messenger RNA from Pistacia vera, 1070 nucleotides. RefSeq names its product B-cell receptor-associated protein 31-like. Gene Ontology annotation, biological process: endoplasmic reticulum to Golgi vesicle-mediated transport; intracellular protein transport. Bases 225 to 890 code for a protein of 221 amino acids. The record is from RefSeq and is a predicted model, not a curated record. The transcript is spliced from 2 exons. Lineage: Eukaryota; Viridiplantae; Streptophyta; Magnoliopsida; Sapindales; Anacardiaceae. Gene Ontology annotation, cellular component: endoplasmic reticulum; endoplasmic reticulum membrane.
GUACCACAGAGACAGACCCAUGACUCAGCAUAUUUUCGUUUAUUGAUGCGGCGACGUUUGAUUUGUUUUCCACACGGAUAUCCCUGCAAGGCUGCAACAACCCAAGCGGCCACUCUGUAAUCAUAAAUCACACACAGUGCAGAACCAUAACCAUUCUAAAAUCGAACCCACCGACGAUUCUCACUUGCCAAGAACUUUUCUACUGAACGAACAAAGAAACAAACAUGAUACAGCUCUUGUACACGGUAAUCUUUUCGGAAAUGGCGUUGAUCAUGACUCUGCUGUUCAAGACGCCUUUGAGAAAGCUGGUGAUAAUGGGCCUGGAUCGGGUCAAGCGAGGGCGGGGCCCCGUAACGGUGAAGACGGUGGGUGCUACUAUAUUCGUUGUGCUCAUAUCCAGCGUUUAUAGCAUGGUCAAGAUCCAGCAACGCACGCUUGAGGCUGGUGCCGUCAAUCCAACUGACCAGGUCCUCAUGUCCAAACACAUGCUCGAAGCUUCUCUUAUGGGAUUCUUGCUAUUCCUCGCACUGAUGAUAGAUAGAUUACACCAUUACAUUAGAGAACUUGGAUUACUCAGGAAAACCAUGGAAGCUGCAAAAAAGCAAAACAGGAGUUAUGAAGAAGGGAAAAAUGCAAAUGCAGAUGAGCUUAAAGGCUUGGAGAAUGAAAUUACUAAAUUGAAGACAAAGAUCAAGAAGUUGGAAUCUGAACACGAGACAAAAGGAAAGGAAUGCAAUGCCUCUAAAGCUGAAGCAGAGGCGCUAAAAAAGCAAUCUGAAGGAUUCCUUCUCGAGUAUGAUCGCUUGGUAGAAGAAAAUCAGAGUCUUCGUAGCCAGUUAGAGUCAAUUGAUCAAAGUGUGUCACAAUCAGAUGGCAAAAAGAAUAUGUGAGGAGCCAAAUUCGCAACAGUGAACUGUUAUUAUCUUGUUUUGUCUGUAUGAGAGUACUGUUGGAUGGGGCUUAUAAUCAGUUGUAGCUGAGUGGCUACAUGAUGCCUUAUGUAUUGAGAGAGUGAAUAUAGGGACUGCUUACCGCAAUCAAUAUAUAACUAAACUUGUUUGUCCUUUUAA